AGUCAAGUUUUCUGUCCAUUGCAAAGUAAAUGUUACUUUUUCCAAAAUGCGUUCUUCUGAUAGUGAUAUAGCAGCUACGGCAAAAAAAACGAAAAUCAGCAAAUUAAAAGUUAUGCAAAAAUACAAACCCGAGUGGGAAAAACAGUACGGAUGGGUAACAAGUGAUUCCCAAAAUAAAACUAAUGCAAGGUGUACAAUCUGUGCAGUGAAUUUUACAAGCGGUUCAGGUGGCAUUGGCCAGAUUAAGCAACACCAAGAAACUCCAAAACACAGGUUUAAAGCUGAAGCCAAAAAAAACGGACGGAGUGACGGAUGUAUUAGGUCCCUAUUCCGUGGAAAGUGUAAUAAAUGAUUUGACAAAGAUAUAUUUUUCCGUAUUCAGACAAAUGCAUCAAACAAAAAGAACAUUAAAAUCUUUCCUUUGGUGAUACAAUAUUUUUCCAUACCUAAAGGAAUCGAACAAAAACUGUUAGAAAAUUCUAAUGAAUCCGCCGAUGGUAUGUUUGAAGCUAUUAAGAAGUCUAUGAACUCUUUAAAACUGUCACUCAACCAAGUAUCGGGACUAAGUGCUGACAAUUGUAAUGCAA
This is a messenger RNA of Bactrocera latifrons, 587 nucleotides long. RefSeq lists its product as uncharacterized. The transcript is spliced from 2 exons. The coding region runs from base 47 to 352 and encodes 101 amino acids. Lineage: Eukaryota; Metazoa; Arthropoda; Insecta; Diptera; Tephritidae. The record is from RefSeq and is a predicted model, not a curated record.